ACGCUUCGGUUCGACCCAGUGCGCGAGCAUUGUGAACGAUAACAGUGGCAAUGGCCGAUCUCUAUUACCUGUGGGAAAAACACAGGUAGAAUUCUCAGGAUAUACAUUUCAAUAUACGGAUUUUAUUGUGUGAGAAGACAAAGAUGUAACAAGCAUUCUCGGACAGUAAAUCAGAUGAAAAGAUGAGAUGGUGGCUCUAGGAACACAGAGCUCAUCAUAGCCUAGAUGUUGGCUUUCUUUUGGCCUACUGUUAGUAACACCCACAUCUGUGACGUAGUGGGUCUAUUUUUGUGACGUCACGUGACAACCUCUGCGAAGCGAUGACGCUGUUGUCACCGCGGCGACGGGCGAUGCAUACUGCCCCUUACAUGCUGCACCACGUGCUGUGCGUGAUCUUGCUACACUUCCUGGUGGCCUUCGCCCAAGGUCAAGGUCCCGGAAUAAUCGAGUUGUCAGUGGUGGAAAAUUCCAUAGUCGGAACUGUUGUCGGUUCUGUGGAUUAUGUUCAGGGUUACAGCUACAGUUUCCAGGAGCCCAAUUCCUUGUUCGAACUCAGUACGUCGGGCACUUUACGAACGUUGGAUUCGAUUGAUCGUGAGUCCAUACCAGAGUCUCUGGUUCGCCUGUUUGUCGUCGGAACCCCGCCCACCACGCUGGACAGCCAGGUGACCUUCAGUGUGGUCAUCACAGUUCUGGACGUCAACGAUAAUCGUCCGGAUUUCCAGGUUGAUGACAACAAGGAGAUAAUCGCUUUCCAGGAAGACGCGAGAGAGGGUCGCACCAAAAGCAUUAUUACCGCCUCGGAUCCGGAUGGGGGGAACAACGGAACCCUGUCAUACCGAAUCGCAUCCGGGAACGAAAAGGGUAUGUUUGGUUUGGAUUUCACGGGCCUUCCUCUUAUCCUAUACCUUGUGAAGCGUGGAUCGGAAGGGUUCGACCGGGAGAAGCUGGAUUAUUACGAGCUGGUAGUCUCUGCUUGUGACGGAGGUGUCCCUCCGUUGUGUACAGAGCUCACGGUGGGAGUGAACAUUCUGGACGUGAACGACAACACGCCGGCCUUUGACCUCAGCGAUUACACGACUCAGGUCAACGAGAGUGCCCCCGUCGGUUCCUCGGUGUUCCGGGCAGAGGCGACCGACGAGGACAUAGGACUGAACGGCGAGGUGAGCUACCGACUCGAGGACGAGAGCAAUCAGUUCAAAAUUGACGAGAACACCGGGGUCAUCGAGACGGUGACGAGUCCUCUAGCCUGCAGCCGGCGCUGUGGGCGCUCCAGCAACAAGUGCAGUCCCAACAGCUGCUUUAUCAAGAUCGUGGCCAGCGAUAAAGGUCUGAACGCCCUCUCUGGGAGAGCCUAUCUGUACAUCGAAGUGUUGGACGAGAACGACCACAAUCCGAUUAUCAGCUUCAGCAAAGACAACGCCGACAUCACAACGGCUUCUGUGGACGAGAGUGCUGACCUACAAACCGUGGUCUUCACUGUAACUGUCACGGACGAGGAUUCUGGCGCGAAUGGGGAGACGUCUCUCAGAAUUAUCAAAGGAAAUGAAGAGGGUUACUUCUUCCAUUUAUCCAUACCCCAGUACGACAUUAAUGAGAUACAGGUACAGAAGGCUUUAGAUAGAGAGACGAUCAACAAGUUUAAUUUGACCUUCGAGGCUGUGGAUCACGGCAGCCCCCAGAGAACGUCUACGGCACACAUCCUCAUCUAUGUCAACGACGCCAACGACCACCAGCCCGUGUUUGAUCGUGACGAUUACAGCGUGAGCCUUAGCGAGUUCUCCAAGCCUCACUCGUUUGUAGCCAAUGUGAGAGCUACUGACAAAGACGAGGGCGUGAAUUCAAAACUCACCUACCAAAUCUCCUCUGGAAAUGAGUUUUCCUGGUUCAACAUCGACCCCGACACAGGUUUAGUAACCACUCGUACCUACAUUGACCACGAGAAGAGCGCCAUGGUGGUACUGAACAUCUCUGCUCACGACGGGGGGUCCAUACCGAAGUACAGCCACGCGGUAUUGUCCAUUACUGUAGGAGAUGAGAACGAUUGUGCCCCCAAGUUUUCCAAGUCCUCUUACAAGCUAGAGUUGGAGGAGAACAUACCCCCAGCUGCUGACAUCACCACUCUGAGUGCUGUCGACCUAGAUAGCGCGGAGAAUGGGACCGUGGAAUUUUCCAUUCACCCGGACACAGAGAUGCAGUUCCCUAACACAUUCCAGAUACACCCGACGUCCGGGAAGCUGACCGCACAGAAGAGAUUUGAUCGGGAGGAGAAGUCGCAUUACGUCAUCAAAGUAAUUGCUCAAGAUAAGGGACCACAACCUCUGUCAUCCACCGCCACGAUAGAUUUGUCUAUCAAAGAUGUCAAUGACAACCCUCCGAAAUUCACACCCAAAGAAAACUAUGUAAAUGUAUUCGACUCUGAUCCUGCUGGUCUCCAAGUAGUGAGUGUCAGCGCCCACGACAAAGACACUGGCGAAAACGGGAAAAUAUUAUACGCCCUCAGAAACUCCAUCAACGAUUUUGAGAUCGACAAGGACUCGGGUAUGAUCUCCACCAGCCGCCAGCUUUCUGCACGAGAGUACCGACUCGUGGUCAGCGCCGUGGACGGUGGGGGGAGGCCCUCAGAGAAUGACGCCAUCAUUAAAGUCAUCGUCAUCAGCAUCUCCAGCUUAGCCCCCGUCUUCACGGACUCGGAGUACAACUUCCGUAUUCGGGAAGACGAGCAGGAAAAACAGCACCAGACAGACAGGACUGUUGGUCAAGUCCAGGCCACGUCCCAGACGUCACAACCGGUCACUUACGCCAUCAUUGACGGAGAUGUAGAAAGCGUGUUUAAAAUCGGCGCUAGCUCAGGCGUGAUCUCCACUCUGUCAGCAAUUGACCGUGAGGUCCAGCCGCAGUACACACUGACCGUCAUAGCGCUUGCCGGGGAGAAAAUCAUAUCUAAGAAAGUGACGGUGACGGUUGAAGACGUGAACGACAACUCCCCCGAGUUUUUGACCCACACCACAGAGGCGACCGUCCUGGAGAACUGGCCUGUGGGACACAACAUCUUCCUCGCCCAGGCCACGGACAGCGACGCUGGCAACAACCGCGUCAUCACCUACAGCCUCGCCUCCGCCGACGACACCAACGACGUCUUUGCCAUCGACGCUCAGACCGGGGUCAUCUCUCUGGCCAAGCCGCCCAACCAGCUGGCGAGCGACUCCACCACCUUGACCGUUACUGCCACCGACGGGGGGUCGUCCCCCAGGUCUCGGUCCAUGCAGGUCGUGAUGAGGCUGGAAGACGUGAACGACCACACGCCGCUUUUCGCCCUCACCCGCCACGAGUUGUUUGUCUCUGAAGCGCAGUCGGUGAACGAGGUGGUGAUGGAGGUCCACGCCACGGACGAGGACGAAGGCCCGAACGGGGAUCUGAGUUACAGUAUUGUGCGAGGAAACGAAGAGCAUCGGUUUGGGAUCUUUCCCGAGGGCUCGCUCUUCGUGGCUCAUGGACUAGACCGAGAGAAGAGGGACAUGUAUUCUCUCACCAUCACGGUCAAGGACAAUGGGAAAGAGCCGCGGAGCUCCUCGGUCAACAUCACUGUGUAUGUUCAAGACGAAAACGAUAACGCGCCCGAAUUUACUCAAGUGUCCUACGAGUUCAGAGUGAGAGAGAACAUGCCAGCAGACUCGUACGUCGGAUCAGUGAAAGCUGUGGAUAAUGAUUUAGGCAGGAACGCUGAAAUUCUUUACUCUCUCGGAGGUGGAAAUGUCAACUUCACAAUUGAUCCCAUACUGGGUACGAUCUUUACGAAAAGAGAAUUCGACCGCGAGUAUAUUGUCAAGACCACCAACCUACCCUAUUACGUGUUUGAUGUGUACGCCUCUGACAACGGUCUGCACAAGCAACAGAGCAAGGUCUCCGUACGCGUCAAUGUUCUAGACGAGAAUGACAGCCCUCCCGUUUUCCUGCAAGCCUCGGGCAGCUCGCGUGCCGUGAGCGAGAACACAGAGGUGGGCGAGGAGAUCACAACUCUCGUGGCUGUAGACGCUGACGCCGGAGCCAACGCGGCGGUCACUUACGCCAUCACAGCCGGCAACGAGGACGGGAAGUUCCGAAUCCACGAGACGGAUGGGAAGCUGUUCUUGCAGUUGGCUCUGGACCGAGAGAGCAGGGACCAUUACAUGCUCACCAUCAAGGCCACGGACACGGGGGAGAGUGUCCAGCUGGAGUCUACCACAGACCUGGAGAUUUACGUGCUCGACUACAACGACAACGCGCCAGAGUUCGCCGCCGACACGGUACGGUCUGUAACCGUCAGCGAGACGACACUCGAGGGGGAGAACCUCGCCAUCUUCUCGGGCACUGACCGGGACAUGGGCAACAACGCCAAGCUACGCUUCGAUAUCGUCUCGGGCAACGAGGACGACACGUUCCGACUGAACAUGGCCACCGGCUAUCUCUAUCUCGCCAGGGAGCUCAACUACGAAGCAAAACGAGAACACGUGCUGAACAUAACCCUCUCGGACUCAGGUUUCCCCGCGCUCUCCGUGUCAUUGACCUUUAAAGUCAUUGUCCUGGAUGCGAACGACAACGCCCCGGUAUUUUUACACGGACAGUCGAGGAUCCACAUCAAAGAAAACCGCGACGUGGGCUCUAGUAUUGCAGAAGUCAGCGCCAAGGACGAAGACUCUGGGGAGCUGGGCCAGGUCCGUUUCAGCAUCUACAAGCAGACGCCUGUCGGAGACCACUUCCAGAUCAACCCUGUCUCAGGGGUCAUCACGCUCUCCAACGCCUUCGACCGUGAAGUCGCUGACAGUUUUGAAGUGACCAUCCACGCCACAGACCAGGUCAGCAACCCGGCGCUGCGGCGCACCUCGGAGAAGUUCCUCACGAUCCUGGUGGACGACGUGAACGACAACCCGCCUGUGUUCAACUCGCCCUCGGUCUUCCUCGUGGCCUACCCGUCGCCCUCGGGCACGACCGUGGCCUCGCUCUCAGCCUCGGAUGUUGACGACGGCGACAACGCCAAGGUCACCUUCAACUUCGUGGGUGCCAAGCCCCUGCUGUUCAACCUGAACCCCAGCACGGGCACCAUCUCCCUCGCCCAGGAUCUCCCAGCGUCCCACCUCUCCUACACGCUCACCGUCAUCGCCACGGACGGCGUCAGAGGAAGUUCCUCGUCAACCGUGAACACGGCCACCGCCACCGUCACUCUCCUCCUCUACACAAGCUCUGGCGUGGGCCCUGUGUUCCUCUCCUCCAACCCCAAGUCGGGCACGGUGGACGAGAACAUGCCCGAGGGCACUGAAGUUCUCAGGAUGUCCGCCCAACCGUCCAAACCAGGUCUGGGUUCCGUGGAGUAUUACAUCACCCGGGUCUCGGCGGCGGGUCAGGACUACGCCGAGGUGUUCACUGUGGGCCGCUCCUCGGGAGUGGUGUCCACCGCCGCCAUCUUGGAUAGAGAGAAGCUGCCGGCGAGCUUACAGGUGGAUAUUAACGCCGUGGAAAAAGAGAACGGAGAACAGCGCGUCACAACUACUCAGGUCGAGAUCUCCAUCGUAGACAAGAACGACAACCCGCCGGUGUUCUCUAGCUCCCUGUACGAUGCUGAGGUCAAGGAGGCCGGACAGUCCGACUCCUCCGUCGCCCGCGUCUUCGUCACUGACCCUGACCCGACCGCCUCCCUGUCCUUGACCCUGUCUGGCCCAGACUCCGGCAACUUCAGAAUUGGACAAGAUGGUGUUGUGACGGCGGUGAAGCCCCUGGACUACGGCAAACAACGAACGUACCGGAUGUCCGUGGACGCCAGUGACGGGAAGCACCAGGUCCGCUCCAGCCUGCACUUGACCGUAGUGGACAUCAACGACCACGCCCCUUCGUUUGACCGACCCUUCUACUCGUUCGAGGUGCUGGAGAGUGCCAGGCCCGGCGCCACCAUCGGUCAUGUGCUGGCCACCGACCAGGACAACGGGCUCAACGCCAGAGUGACCUACGAGCUGCAGUCGGAGUGGGGAAAGGAGUAUUUCUUGUUGGACGAGGUGCAGGGAUCUCUGACGCUGCUCAAGGAGUUGGAUUAUGAGGAGCGACAACUGUAUACACUCAAGGUCAUUGCCAAGGACGCGGGAUCCCCGCCCUUGAACUCUGUGGUGACCGUCUAUGUGGAUGUCAAGGACGCGAACGACAACCAGCCUCUGUUUGACCCCGUGUCUUACUACAGGGAGAUCUCUGAGGACGCCGAGAUCUUGACCUGGCUCGUCAACGUCAGUGCUACAGACAUGGAUAGUGGUGAGUAGUGUGUGCUGUGUGUGU
Aplysia californica (California sea hare) is the source of this 6297-nucleotide messenger RNA. RefSeq names its product cadherin-related tumor suppressor. NCBI's taxonomy places the organism in Eukaryota, Metazoa, Mollusca, Gastropoda, Aplysiida, Aplysiidae. The record is from RefSeq and is a predicted model, not a curated record. The transcript is spliced from 5 exons. Gene Ontology annotation, biological process: homophilic cell-cell adhesion. The coding region runs from base 321 to 6281 and encodes 1986 amino acids. Gene Ontology annotation, molecular function: cadherin binding; calcium ion binding. Gene Ontology annotation, cellular component: plasma membrane; catenin complex.